AAAGAAAAAGAAAACCCUUCCCUACAUAAUUGUUUCUGCAUUUCUCAACAUGAUAACAAUUCAUAAACCUUUAACCACCACUAACAUUUUCUCUUUCACAAACACCAUCAAUUAAAAUAUACUUCUACUAGUAUAUAGUGUAUAGUUUAUAAUAUUUGUAGUUUAUUAAAUUUAACUACAUCAUCAUCAAUAAUGUAAUUUGUAGUUAAAAAGAAAGAACGCCACGGCACUGUUUCUUUCUACGCAACCUUUCGUUUCUUUUUCUUCUUAUUGCCUUCAACUAUGGCUUCUAAUCAUUCUUACAUACCCAUCACCUUUUUUUCAUCUUCGAUUCUUCUAUUACAGUGAUCCGUGGUUCUUGUUGUGCUUGAUGCUGGUUGCUGUGUUCAUAUUGAUUGGUGAUGAUCACUGAGGUGUUAGUUACUUUGAGCUGUAUAUAGAUUUGUUCUUUAUCUCAUGUGUUUUUGGAAUUUGUUAUUUGAAUUUGAUAGAUAUAUACUAGUUUGAAAAAGUAGUGUUCUUUGUUGGAGGAGGAGAUUGAUUGAUAAAUUAGGGAUUAGUUUUUUUAAUUUUUCAUAAGGUAGGAUGGAUUUUCAGAAUAAUAUGCAGCCUGAAUUGGGAAAAUUGGAACAAAUUGUUUAUCAAUUUCUUUUGAAGUGUUUACACAUCAUUUUGGACUCAAGGGUACCAUUGUUACGUCAACACGAUAGAAGCGGCGAACUCUCAACGGGUUCUCGAGCGAGGAAGAGUGACAAAUGGUUCAAUUUCGCCUUAGGUGAUCGACCCUCUGCUCUUGAGAAUUUGAACUUCUGGCACAGAAAUUUGAUGGAUCCAAUGAUAGUUGACAUUAUACUUGUUCAUGAAGAGAAUGGUUGUUCUGUUGAGACAGUUAUAGAGAGAUGGAUUGUUCAGUAUGAAUGUCCAAGAGUAAUGGCUCUUCAAACCGGCGACACUGCUAGCUCUUACAAGAAAACUUACCAGAAGUCGAUUAUACUGUUUCGUUCGCUUUAUUCUCAAAUGAGGCUUCUCCCAACUCAUAAGAUAUUUAGGCAGCUUAGUACAUCAAAUCAUUCUUGUAAUUUUGAUAUUGUUUACAAGGUCUCUUCCUUUAGUGAUCCAUUUUCUAGGGAAGAAGCUGCUAUGAUGGGAGAAUAUAUUUUCACUCCCAUUGACGCGCUUCCAGGCCGCCUUAGCUUAUCGGUGACUUACCGUACUACAUUAUCAGAUUUAAACCUUGAGUGUUCAACAUCAUUGCCAACAAAGAUAAUAACUGAUUAUGUUGGUAGCCCCAAUACAGACCCUUUGAGGUAUUUCCCUGCUUCAGAAAAGGGUGUUUGCGCUAUUUCCUUUCAGCAGAGAGGGACAACACCUCCCUCUUCUGCGUCACUCGAACGUCCUCAUAGCUGGACGCCUGGCUUUCAUAAAGCAGCACCUUUUGUACAGAACCAUCAGUAUGUUGGAUCCCCUCCGGUGCGUCGUGGUUCUCUUAAGCCAUAUGACUUUCCAUCUCCAUCUACUGAUAAUUUCAAUGUCAGAUAUCAUAACAUUCGAAUACAGAGUCGGCAAAGGUCUACAAGUUAUGAUGAGCAUCAACUUUCUCCUCCAUUCUCAUCCUCACCAUCUCCAUCACCACCUACAUACAUACAUAAUGCUAAUCCAAUGCUUACCCGAAUGCGCUCUGAAACAGCACCUGUGACUAUACCUCAUCCAAUAAUGGCCAAAAGCUCUAGAAACCUUUCUCCUAAUUUCUCAGAUCCUAAUAGAAAUUCUCUUCCCCCUUUAUCUCCAAGAAGGUAUGAUACAUCAUCGCACGAGUCUCCAUCUGGAAUCAGGUCAUUCAGGAAAAUAGAAUCUCUAAAGACUGGUCAAAAGAUUGUCAAAGAUAGCAAGGAUGAUUCAGGGCGGUUCUCAGGAUUGUUAUCUUCUAGUGACUCACCACGUGUUGGAUUUUCGAGAACCUCGAGUAGAUUAUCUUUUCAGGAUGACUUGGACGAUGGUGACUUUUCGUGUCCUUUUGAUGUCGAUGAUGUUCCAGAUGUUCUGUCGAGGUACUUCGAUAGAUUUCAUCAUUCACAACUAAAGUCAUCGUCUUCCUUAAAACAAAUUAGAGGGGAUGGGGCAGCUCCAUUGCGCCAAGAUUCUAGCUGUUAUUCAUCGCAUUCCUUGAAGGCCGAGCUCGAUGGAGGAGUUGCCACUGCCUCUGGAUUCUUCAUGCCUCGAAAGACAACUGACGCGCUCGAAGAGCUCAGGAGUUACCGAGAAAUGAGAGACCUUCUUCUUUCCAAGAGCGGAACUCGGAUAGAUGAAUCUUAAGCAUGCUCAAAUGUUGUAGACUCUCCAUCAAACUUGCAGAGUAGUUGAGGGAGUCGAUGCUGACUUAAGAGUGGGGACUAAUUACAAGUUAUACAUAUCAAUGGUAUUUUUGUACAUAUUUGAUUUUAUGUGUGCUAGAAACACCAAAGUUACUAUUUCAUCAUGAGUUCUAAUUUGCUCUAAUCUUUUUAGACAUUAUUGUUACAGUUUGAAAUGAAGAAACUGAUUGUCCUUUGUACUUGACAAUGGCAAAGGUGGGGCAAAAGGGGGAGAGUUUUCUAUAGUGGUUUGGAAGAAAGAUGGUUGAAUUUCUUUGUAAGAAGCACACAUUCUUCUGUUGAAAUGUAGCAUUUUAAUUGGAAAUUGGAUUUUUUGUGGAGUUUGGAAGAUGUAUAUAUUUGGUUUUUUAACAAGUGCAAUUAAUAACACUAUUUUUAAGAUAA
This is a messenger RNA of Cicer arietinum (chickpea), 2756 nucleotides long. The record is from RefSeq and is a predicted model, not a curated record. NCBI's taxonomy places the organism in Eukaryota, Viridiplantae, Streptophyta, Magnoliopsida, Fabales, Fabaceae.